Messenger RNA from Cryptococcus wingfieldii CBS 7118, 939 nucleotides. RefSeq lists its product as hypothetical. Bases 1 to 939 code for a protein of 312 amino acids. NCBI's taxonomy places the organism in Eukaryota, Fungi, Basidiomycota, Tremellomycetes, Tremellales, Cryptococcaceae. The record is from RefSeq and is a predicted model, not a curated record. The transcript is spliced from 2 exons.
AUGACCUUUGACUGCCUCUCCCAAUCCUCCCCGCACCUUAUCGCCCAGCUCAACAAGUCCUAUCGCCGCGAGGCGCUCCCGAGGCUGUACCGCAUUGUCCCCGUCAACCGCAAGUCCAUAGUGGUGUUUGAUAACCACUCGACUAGCAAUCCUUCGCUGCUACCGUACCCUGCCACUUAUACAGAAGUGCUCAGGGUGGUCAACCUCGAAUCUGCUUUGCUGUUUGCCAGCUAUCGCUUGCAGUAUGCUGGGGAAGACAUCGAUGCGUACAGCUCUCCCAUCAUACCGCGUGUCAAGCGGGUAGAGUUCUCGUGGGCGGUCUUUGAGGAACGGUUCUUCAAGAGGUUCAGCGGCCGCAUGGGUGAUGGAGGCAGCCAAGGGAGAACACUCCAGCAUGAGCUUAAACCCGAAAGCCAGCUCCAAGAGUGUCUCUUGCACAUCGAUUGCAGCAACAAACAAGCAGAGAUCAGCAGUUACGAGCUGAAAGGGAUCCCUCGAUAUCUGAGCGGUGCGCUCAAACAUGCCAAAACGUUGACCCUCGUUUUGCAUGUCCCAGAGACGGGCCAGAUGUCGAAAGCCGUGACUAAAGAGGAAGGCGCUGCGGAAAGUAAAAGUACGAAUGGCGUCGUCCCUGUUCCCUCGCGCAACGUCAUUGAUGCUUUCGCGGCUCUCAUUGGCGAUUUGGGCCUCCAGAUCCUGUUAGAUGCUCUCGAGGGUGAUAUUGAGGCGAUGAAUGAGGUGGAUGUGAUGAGAGAGCUCGCCGAUAACGCUUCCACCUACGAGGUAUGCUGUCCGAAUGCAGGUCACGUAGAGCAGCUUGCCAGGAGCCACUUCAAGUCGAGGCAUACUAGGGCAGCAAACCUUGAAUGGCCUGUGCAGUUUUUGGAGCUGGACGAGGGGACAGUUGAUGAGUAUGAUUUAUGGAAGAGAGCGCCAUAA